This is a messenger RNA of Lycium barbarum (goji berry), 824 nucleotides long. Its product is annotated as glyoxylase I 4-like. The record is from RefSeq and is a predicted model, not a curated record. Bases 92 to 559 code for a protein of 155 amino acids. Lineage: Eukaryota; Viridiplantae; Streptophyta; Magnoliopsida; Solanales; Solanaceae. The transcript has 4 exons.
CUGUGGUUCUUCAAUUUCUUUCUUGCUUUGAAGUUUUUAUUUUUUCGAGCUUGUUCUUGCUUUGUUUAAUUUCAUUUUGUGGAAGGAUAUUAUGGAGAAUCCUUUGCAUUUAAAGUCAUUGAAUCACAUAUCAGUAGUCUGUAGAUCUGUUGAAAAAUCUCUUGAUUUUUACCAAAACAUUCUUGGAUUCUUUCCAAUUAGGAGGCCUGGUUCUUUUAAUUUUGAUGGAGCUUGGUUGUUUAAUUAUGGAUUUGGCAUACAUCUUUUGCAAUCUGAGGAUCCAGAGAAAUUGCCAAAGAUUAAAACAAUUAAUCCCAAGGACAAUCACAUUUCCUUCCAGUGUGAGAGUAUGACAACAGUGGAAAAAAGGCUAAAAGAGAUGGAAAUAGAGUACAUUAAGAGCAGAGUUGAAGAAGGUGGAAUCUACGUUGAUCAAUUAUUUUUCCAUGAUCCAGAUGGUAUGAUGAUCGAGAUUUGCAACUGCGAUAACUUGCCGGUGAUUCCACUUUCCGGCGAAACAGUUCUCCGGCCAUGCUCAAAUCUCCAAUGCAGCAUGUAGCAGAACAAAAUUCAACAGCUGGUCUAAGAAAAAAGUUAAAGAAGAGCAUGCAUAUUCAGUGAGUGCAGGUUUGUUGAUAAAGAGGAGGAAGAGAGAUUCUCAAUUUUAACUUGGGAUGUCUGCUUUUUGGUCUUGUUAAUUCUGUUUAUUUGAAAGUGUUAAGGCUUCAAUAAUCUACAUUUUAUUCCCAAGGUACCAUGUACUACUAUCUAAGUGUGCGUAUAUAUAUAUAUAUAUAUCAUUCCAAGAUUAUGGAGUUCAAAAA